Molecule: messenger RNA, 1504 nt
Organism: Lingula anatina
Lineage: Eukaryota; Metazoa; Brachiopoda; Lingulata; Lingulida; Lingulidae
Product: tartrate-resistant acid phosphatase type 5
Biological process (GO): bone resorption
Molecular function (GO): acid phosphatase activity
Source: RefSeq, a predicted model, not a curated record
AGUAAAUAACAAGAGACUGGAUCAGCUAGUAGCUGCUACGCAUAUCAAACUGCAUUCUCGCUGCAUUCUGUUCAUCUUCAGAUAGAUGGCAUAUUAAUGUGCAUUUGUCACUAUUAACACAAGUGGCAAUUAUUGCACAUUGGUGAUGAAUGAAUAUAGAAAGGGAACAGUGAGCACAGUGUUAUAUUCAGGAUCUAGUCUGCCCUAUGAGCCAUGGAGUACUGAUAUUAACAUUGGAUGGGCAUCAGAUAGUAGCUUAAGAUUUUUGGCUGUGGGUGACUGGGGAGGUCUCCCCUCCAAGCCAUACACCACACAUAUAGAGACUUCUGUAGCUCAUGCCAUGGGGAAGACAGCAGCCAAGUACCAAACCAAGUUUACCCUAGCACUGGGUGAUAACUUUUACUUUGAUGGUGUUAAAGAUGUGGAUGAUACCAGAUUCAAGGAUACAUUUGAAAAUGUUUACACUGACAAAGCCUUGCAGACACCAUGGUUCCUUGUGGCAGGCAACCAUGACCAUAGGGGAAAUGUUUCAGCACAGAUUGAGUAUUCCAAUAAGUCAAAGAGAUGGAAUUUCCCAAACUAUUACUAUCCCCUUCAUUUUACUAUCCCUGGUUCUAAUGCCACAGUGAGCAUUUUGAUGCUGGACACUAUUCAGCUCUGUGGAAACACCAUACAUGACAAAUUAGGGGACCAACCCCAGGGGCCAAAAGAUAUAGAGAAGGCCAACACACAGUGGCAGUGGCUUGAAAGCAGCCUUGAAAACAAUAAUGCCAGUUUCAUCAUAGUUGCUGGGCAUUACCCUGUGAUAUCUAUUGCUGAACAUGGUCCAACAUCAUGUCUAGUAGAGACCUUGAUGCCAAUGUUGUACAAGUACAAAGUGACCUCUUUCUUUUCUGGGCAUGAUCAUAAUCUACAGCAUCUACAGGUCAACCAGUCAAAUGUGUCUGUGGAUUAUUUUGUCAUUGGAUCAGGUAACUUUGUGGAUCCCUCCACGGCGCAUGUCAGCAAAGUUCCCAGUGGCUCUCUGAAAUACCACUGGGCUAAUAUAUUGAAACCUGGAGGAUUUGCAUACAUUGAAGCAACCCCUCAAACCAUGACCCUCUCAUUUAUUCAAGGGGAUGGUACAUACUUAUACAGUCACUCCAUGAAACCAAGAAAGUAAACUUACAAGGAAAUCCAUUGCAAAUAUUAUUGUAUUCCAAAUAUUAUUGUAUCCUUUUAUAAAAUCCUUUAAAAAAUUUACUGAUGAGUGCCAAUAUAGAACAGUAUCCUUAAAAUUAUCUCCUUGCUUUUAAGAAGCAAGUUUACAAUCAGUCUAUUGUGAUAUCCUUCCCCUACAUCGAAUGCCACUUGAGAUUAACAGCUAGUUAAUUGUCAGCAAUCCUUAUCCUAACUGGACUUUGUUACAGUUUCUCUUGACAUACAUACUGUAAAAAAUGUUUAUUAACAUAAAUGAAAAUUUUAAGUUCAAAAUAUCAGCACCAAUACAUUAAAUAUGUUUAUU